UUUUUAUGUUGGCAUGUGGUAGAGCUGAAUUGGUAGUUCGCAAAAUGACUGUUAAAAUUAAUACACUUAAUGCAAUCAAAAAAUUUUCAUUGAAGAAAUUUUCUACAGUAACUGAUUCAAAUACGACAUCUACUAACGAAUUUCUUUUUCUAAAAAACACUUUGAUUCAAAGAAUAUUUCGUUUAUUAGCUUUAUGUUUGGGAUUUACUGGAAUAUCCCUUUGUAUGCUUUCCUUUUUUAACUAUGUAAAUGAUUUGGAUGAAAGCCCUCAAGUUUUUACUCAGGAUGCCGUGGAAGUUUUUCUUUCAAUAAUGAAGCUUUGCUUCUUUGUUUUGCUAUUUACCUGGAUACGCCGAAUUCCUCCUCGAUUACUUGAUUUACAUAGACAAGCUGAAUCUCGUGGUGAUAAAGUAUUGAUACUUGGUUCCGUUCUUUUUCUUACAGCUGAAUGUAUAUGUGAAAUUAUGGAAUUACUUUUCUUUUCUUUCCGAAAUAAACGUGUUUAUUUGGCAAUUAAAAUUCUUGAUAUUCUUUAUAGUGUUAAUAAUUUGGCCUCUAAUUUCCUUGAAGCCUUUUGCCUAAUGAAAUUAAUUGCACUUAAAGAUAACUUCCUCAAAGAAUUAAGUGCCAUUCUUCCAUUUAUUGCAACUUGUUGCACGAUACUUAAUUUGACAGAUUUUGCGAUGACUUAUUUCUAUAUCGAAACGGAAAAGCAUCAUUUAAAGAGUCUUGAAUCUAGCGAGUUUUUUGUGCUAGUUGGAGUUAUUGGAAGGCUAUUGGAUACAGCCAAUUAUUUAUACACAUUCACUUGUGCUCUUUGUUGGAUAGACAUUAUUAUCCGUUAUCGCCAUUUUGGACUCUUUAUAUUAGGCAACAAACCAAAAACUAAUUUGGGAAGGACGAAUUAUGCAUCUGAUGGUGAAGAAUCAGAAACUCAAUGCUAA
This is a messenger RNA of Meloidogyne enterolobii, 944 nucleotides long. The record is from the annotation of a GenBank genome assembly. Lineage: Eukaryota; Metazoa; Nematoda; Chromadorea; Rhabditida; Meloidogynidae.